This is a messenger RNA of Amoebophrya sp. A25, 432 nucleotides long. The record is from the annotation of a GenBank genome assembly. Lineage: Eukaryota; Dinophyceae; Syndiniales; Amoebophryaceae.
AUGUGGUCAAAGAAAAUGCUGGAUGUGAGUGCGAAUGUAAGUGGUUCUCUAUGCGGUUUCUUUUUCGUCGCAUCUCUCUUUCUCUUCAUGAUCUCAAUCUCGACGAUGAUGCAGCCGAAUAAUGAAAAUGAUAGGUGUGACCUUUAUUUCGAGACUCCGUCCGACCUCUCGCAUGAUACUGCUCCUAAGACGUCUCAUUUUUAUAGUUUACCAACUCGAAUGAGAUCAUGGCUCAUUCUUGACCGAAGUCUGUCCUUCAACUUUCUUGGACGGACGCAGCAAGUGCUUGUUUUUUUUCGUCGCAGUCACUCAGAUCUAUCAUCUCGCGACCCCCUCGUGCUCCGAAGCGGCAUCGGUUUGGCACUCAAGACCCACACGCAAGAUCAGUAUCUUUUUAGCACUCGAGAUCCAUGUCCAACAACGCGAGCGUAG